UCUUCAGUGAUUCUCACAGACACUCACUGUUUCUUUCUUCCUUCUUAAAUCUUUAUUCUUCCACUCUGAAUGCCUCUCCUCCACCUGAUAACUCUCAAAACCCCAGUCCCUUACCAUGGACCCUCCCUACUCCCAAUUUCCCCUCAGAGCCCUAGGCUGGCCCACCCCAUUAUCCCGCCAAUCCCGCGAUCCGUCCUCAGUUGCAGAGGCGUCGGAAUCCAAGUCUCUCCCCCGGAGCACGGCUCCGGUUCUAAGAACGGUGUCGUGCAGCAGGAUUGGAAACUGAGGGGCGUCGGAGUCAAAGAUAUAGACGUUGCGACCUUGGGAAAUCUCUGCGUAGAUAUUGUGCUCAGCGUUCCCAAGUUGCCCCCGAAAAACCUCCAUGACCGCAAGGCUUAUAUGGACCGGUUAUCGGCUUCACCGCCCGAUAAGAAAUAUUGGGAAGCUGGUGGUAAUUGCAAUAUGGCAAUAGCAGCAGCAAGACUGGGACUUCGUUGUGUCUCAAUUGGUCAUGUGGGUAAUGAACUUUACGGGAAUUUCCUCCUAGAUGUGCUUCGCGAUGAGGGAAUUAGUAUCGUUGGGAUGAGUGAAGAUACUGAUGUUGUUGAUGAUCUCAGUGCCUCUUAUGAAACACUUCUUUGCUGGGUUUUAGUGGACCCUUUGCAAAGACAUGGAUUUUGCAGUCGAGCUGAUUUUAGCAAGGAGCCUGCAUUCAGUUGGCUGAGCAGACUAUCUGAGGAUGUAAAGAUGGCUGUCAAGAAGUCAAAGAUCCUCUUCUGUAAUGGUUACGGUUUUGACGAGCUUUCUCCCAAGCUGAUUACCUCAGCUCUAGAGUUUGCUGUUGAGGUUGGCACAUCAAUUUUCUUUGAUCCAGGACCACGUGGAAAGAGCCUUUGCAAUGGAACACCUGAAGAACAGAGGGCACUUGGCCAGUGUUUGAGAAUGAGUGAUGUUCUCCUUCUGACAUCUGAUGAGGCUGAAGCAUUGACUGGCAUAAAAAAUCCAAUAAUAGCAGGACAGGAGUUGCUCAAGAAAGGGGUGCGCACAAAAUGGGUGAUUGUUAAGAUGGGAUCAAGGGGUUCAAUUUUAAUAACCAUGUCAAGUAUAUCUUGUGCUCCUGCAUUCAAGGUGAACGUCAUUGACACUGUUGGGUGUGGAGAUAGUUUUGUGGCUGCUAUUGCAUUUGGUUUCAUACACAAUAUGCCCAUGGUUAGUUCAUUAGCAAUCGCAAAUGCAGUUGGUGCUGCAACAGCAAUGGGUUGUGGUGCAGGUAGGAAUGUAGCAACCUUGGAGAAAGUCAUAGAACUAAUGAAGGUGGCUGACCUCAAUGAGGAUGAUAAAUUUUGGAAAGAAAUGCUUCCUGAAAAUUUGGACUCUCAAGAAAUUACAUUCCUCUCAAAAGUUGUCGUAAAUGGAACAAACAACCAGCUGAAACACAUUGCGCUACAGAAGGUGGUCUCCGAAUUGCUGCCAAAGCUUAAUUCUUUAAGCGCUGAUGGAAAAGUGCUAUCUUGAGAGAUUAGGAUGCACAGUAGCUUUUCAGCAAUGGACAUGAUUGUGUUGGAACUAUUUCAAUCCUAUCAGUUCUGUUGGGUUUGGUUGCAUUCAAAAUUCUACUGCCACGAGUGGGACACUAAACACAGAUUGGACUCAUAUCGACCAAAACGGAGGAGGUACUUUUUGGCUAAAGCAAAGCAUGGCUGAAGGUGUUAACAUGGUUGGAGAGCCCUAAUGUUUUCUUUCACCAAGGAUUUUGGUGAUCGUGUUGCUUUACCAUUAUAG
Juglans microcarpa x Juglans regia is the source of this 1782-nucleotide messenger RNA. RefSeq names its product fructokinase-1. The transcript is spliced from 5 exons. The record is from RefSeq and is a predicted model, not a curated record. Lineage: Eukaryota; Viridiplantae; Streptophyta; Magnoliopsida; Fagales; Juglandaceae. Bases 70 to 1515 code for a protein of 481 amino acids.